Phyllotreta striolata is the source of this 666-nucleotide messenger RNA. Lineage: Eukaryota; Metazoa; Arthropoda; Insecta; Coleoptera; Chrysomelidae. The record is from the annotation of a GenBank genome assembly.
AUGAUAUAUCUAAUUGUAACAGCCCGUAGUCUCUUGUGGAUGCUUCUUACCUUAUUGGCUACAUUGUUGAUGUUGAGCGCUUUCUUGAGUCCCUCAUGGCUGGUAGCAGCAACAGAAACCGUGUACUUUGACAAGGAAAAAAUUGUUUAUAGACCUAGUGUGGGCGUAUACGCAAAAUGUAGUAAACCGAUUAAAUUAGAACACCCUGUGUGUACAUUGUUGGCGUUGAGAGGAAUGGCUACGGAAUCUUACAUUUUCCCAACGACUUGGAAGGCUGCUACUGUUUUUUUAACCUUAGGUUUGGGCAUAAUGUCUCUCACGGUUUGUACAGGAAUGUUAAGUUGUUGUUUUCAAAGUAUUUUUAAGAAGAGUAUAUUCACCAUAUCCGGAGCUGGUCAAGCCAUUGCGGGUAUUUUCUAUAUAAUAGGCGUUAUGCUACAUCCCAUGGCUUGGGGCAGCGAAAGAGUGCAAAAGCUCUGCGGCAGAGAUGCGUCCGCAUUCUACCCGGGCGAUUGCUCGUUGGGCAUUGGCAUUUGGCUGGCCAUUUCGGCCACGAUUCUUACCUUUGUCGCUUCGUGUUUGUCCUUGCCCGCGGAGAAAUCGACGAGCAGCGAUAAAGUUCAGGACAAGAUUUACCAAGGGGAGACACUCAUAUGUUUGACGUAA